AUGCCUGCCUUAGAAGCUCCUGAAGAGAGGCUGAAAAAAUUUAAGUACCGCGGCAAAGAUGUGUCUGCGAGGCGACAAGAGAGGAUUGCUACCAACCUGCAACUCCGAAAGGCCAAGAAAGAUGAGCAGGCCUUAAAGAGAAGAAAUAUCAGCCAGUCCUCCAAUGACUUGGUUUCUCUAGUAUCAGCCAAAGAGGCCAGCUACACGCUGGAAGACAUAAUCAAAGGCGUGAAUAGCUCGGAUCCAGUCCUGUGUUUCUUGGCCACCCAGGCUGCCAGGAAAUUACUAUCUCAGGAGAGGAACCCUCCUCUAAAAUCGAUUAUUGAGGCAGGGCUCAUUCCCAAGCUGGUAGAGUUCCUGAAGAUGUCACCUCUCCCCAACUUGCAGUUCGAGGCGGCGUGGGCGCUCACCAACAUUGCCUCAGGAACCUCCGAGCAGACCCGAGCUGUUGUGAUGGCGGGUGCCAUCGAGCCCCUGAUUGAACUCUUGUCUUCCCCGCACCUGACGGUGUGUGAGCAGGCAGUGUGGGCCCUUGGUAACAUAGCCGGUGAUGGCCCAGAAUUCAGAGACGAUAUAAUUUCCAACAAUGCCGUCCCGAGACUGAUCAAUCUUACUUCGACAAACAUACCAAUCUCGUUUCUUCGGAACAUCACAUGGACUUUGUCUAAUCUGUGCCGAAACAAGGACCCGUACCCCUGUGAGCAGGCUGUGAUGCAGAUGCUGCCCACUCUCUCUCAGCUCCUGCAGCAUCAUGAUAACGAGAUCCUCUCAGACACCUGCUGGGCCCUGUCCUACCUCACCGAGGGCCACAAUGAGCGCAUCCAUCGUGUGGUGACCAUGGGGGUCCUGCCCAGGCUCGUAGAGCUCAUGACCAGCUCGGAACUCAUUAUCUUGACCCCUUCUCUCCGCACUGUGGGCAACAUUGUCACGGGGACAGAAGAGCAGACCCAGAUGGCCAUUGACGCUGGCAUGCUGAAGGUACUGGGCCAGCUUCUGAGACAUCCCAAGUCCUCUAUCCAGAAGGAAGCUGCCUGGGCCAUGAGCAACGUGGCCGCUGGACCAAAACACCACAUCCAGCAGCUGAUCGUGUAUAACCUGCUGCCUCCGUUGGUAACUCUACUAAAGAACGCAGAAUUCAGAGUGCAGAAAGAAGCCGUGUGGACCGUGGCUAACUUCGCAACAGGGGCCUCCCAGAGCCAGUUGACCAUGCUUUUCCACUCAGGAGUCUUGGGGCCGCUGCUGAACCUGCUCACCGCUCCAGACAUGAAGAUCGUCGCCAUCAUCCUGGACAUUAUUUCUUUCUUUUUCCAGAGGGCUGAUAGGCUGCAUGAGAAGGAAAAGAUGUAUCUCCUGAUGGAAGAGGUUGGUGGCAUUGAAAAAAUUGAGUCCUUACAGCUCCACCAGAAUUGCCACAUUAGCCAGAGUGCUCUGAACAUCAUUGAGAAACACUUUGGUGAGGAGGAAAAUGGUGACAUUUUUCCCAAUCCUGGACUGAGAGUGUGAAUACGUGAAGCAUUUAAAAGAGAGAGAGAGAUCUCUCACAGCUUCGCCAUGACUGAGCAACGCAGGGCUGACGUCGUCUUUGAGAAGCACCAUGUAAACUUCGUUCAUCACAUGUAAAGCUUUUAAAACUUAAUAAAAUGUUCAACACUUUUCACUUA
This is a messenger RNA of Peromyscus maniculatus bairdii (prairie deer mouse), 1661 nucleotides long. It is a transcript of the gene Kpna7, whose product is annotated as karyopherin subunit alpha 7. Lineage: Eukaryota; Metazoa; Chordata; Mammalia; Rodentia; Cricetidae. Gene Ontology annotation, cellular component: cytoplasm. Gene Ontology annotation, biological process: protein import into nucleus. The record is from RefSeq and is a predicted model, not a curated record. Gene Ontology annotation, molecular function: protein binding; nuclear import signal receptor activity.